This is a messenger RNA of Xyrauchen texanus (razorback sucker), 5326 nucleotides long. It is a transcript of the gene dyrk2, whose product is annotated as dual-specificity tyrosine-(Y)-phosphorylation regulated kinase 2. The record is from RefSeq and is a predicted model, not a curated record. The coding region runs from base 401 to 2170 and encodes 589 amino acids. Gene Ontology annotation, biological process: peptidyl-serine phosphorylation; peptidyl-threonine phosphorylation. The transcript is spliced from 3 exons. Gene Ontology annotation, cellular component: nucleus. Gene Ontology annotation, molecular function: protein serine/threonine/tyrosine kinase activity; protein serine/threonine kinase activity; ATP binding. Lineage: Eukaryota; Metazoa; Chordata; Actinopteri; Cypriniformes; Catostomidae.
CCGCGUUCUGCUCGGGGAGGGGAGAGAAAAGAAGGUGGAGGCGAAUGAGGGUGAUAGAUAGAUAAGACGAGACAACACCCUAAACCGGUUUAAAGUAUAUUCCCAGCGGCUGUGUUAGUGCUUGAGACCACGACCAUGCGAAUGCAACGGGUCGUGCAGAAUUUAGGCCCAAAAGUUCGGAGCAGCGCAGAGCCAUGCGUGCGCCUUUGUUUGUUUUGCGCGUUUCUAAGCGAUGAUAAAGUGAAUUCGGGUAGUGUUUGAGGAAGCAGCCCUUAGAGUUUGCUCGCACAGGGUCUGGAUGUAGCUGAUUGGAGUAGCAACAGUCAGAGUGGGUGAUCAAAGGGAGCAGGGUAGACACUCUGAAGUGGGUUUUCUACGUGUGUGUGAUUCUUCAGCGGCCAUGUUAACCAAGAAACCCUGCGCUGCUGCUGCUGUCUACCCGACUGGCAAAGGGGGUGAGAUUUGCCAGCUAAAGGCUUCCCCCGGACUGGGCAUCGGCUGUCCCCGGGUUGGAGCAGGGACUGAAGCCACAUCACCUGUCACAUUACCCCCUCUCAGGAACAGCAGUUCUCUCACGGCUGGAGGCAAUAAGCACACAAUGAACGACCAUCUGCACGUUGGAAAUCACCAGCAGAUCCACGUUCAACAGCUGUUCGAGGAGAACAGCAACAAACGGACAGUGUUGACUGCACAACCCAAUGGGUUGACUCCUGUGGGUAGGGCGGGUUUACCCAUGCCUGAGAAGCAGCAAGAAAGCAGCCAAUGUCGACAAGGCAGCUCAACCUCCAUCAAAUCAACUGAAAGCAAACCAAAGCCAGCACCCUUGACUCCUGAGCAGGCCAUGAAACAGUACAUGUCUAAAUUGACAGUAUUUGAACACCAGGAGAUCUUCAGCUACACUGAAAUAUAUUUUAUUGGUCCAAAUGCAAAGAAACGACAAGGUGUAGUUGGUGGUUCAAACAAUGGAGGUUAUGAUGACGAUCAGGGCUCCUACAUUCAUGUACCCCAUGACCAUCUAGCAUAUAGGUAUGAGGUACUAAAGGUCAUUGGUAAGGGCAGCUUUGGCCAGGUGGUGAAGGCCUAUGACCAUAAGAACCACCAGCAGGUGGCCUUGAAAAUGGUCCGGAAUGAGAAGCGAUUCCACCGCCAAGCAGCCGAGGAAAUUCGCAUCCUGGAGCACUUAUGCAAGCAGGAUAAGGACUCCACUAUGAAUGUCAUCCACAUGCUGGAGAACUUUACAUUCCGCAACCAUAUCUGCAUGACGUUCGAGUUGCUCAGUAUGAACCUUUAUGAGCUCAUCAAGAAAAACAAGUUUCAGGGCUUUAGUUUGCCACUAGUGCGCAAGUUUGCACACUCCAUCUUGCAGUGUCUUGACUCCCUGCACAAGAACAGAAUUAUUCACUGCGACCUCAAGCCUGAGAAUAUCCUCCUGAAGCAGCAGGGGCGCAGCGGGAUAAAAGUGAUAGACUUUGGCUCCAGCUGCUACGAGCAUCAGCGGGUCUACACUUACAUCCAGUCACGAUUCUACAGGGCCCCAGAGGUCAUUAUUGGCGCUCGGUACGGAAUGCCAAUUGAUAUGUGGAGCUUAGGUUGUAUCUUAGCGGAAUUACUUACAGGGUACCCUCUCUUGCCUGGAGAAGAUGAAGGGGACCAACUAGCAUGUGUCAUAGAGCUGCUGGGUAUGCCCUCCCAGAAGCUACAGGAUUCAUCUAAGAGAGCCAAAAAUUUUAUCAGCUCUAAGGGAUACCCCCGCUACUGCACAGUCACAUCCUUACCUGAUGGCUCUGUGGUGUUAAAUGGGGGAAGGUCACGCAGGGGCAAACUCAGAGGUCCACCAGGAAGCAGGGACUGGGUAACAGCACUUAAGGGCUGUGAUGACCCGCUCUUCUUGGACUUUCUCAAACAGUGUCUAGAGUGGGACACAUCCCUGCGUAUGACCCCUAGUCAGGCCCUCCGCCACCCAUGGCUCAGAAGACGCUUGCCAAAACCUCCCACUGGGGAGAAAACCACUGUAAAGCGGAUCAUUGAGGGUACUGGUGCUAUUUCGUCCAUCUCCAAAUUACCUCCCCCUUCUGGCUCAGCCACAAAGUUAAGGACUAACCUGGCACAAAUUACUGAUGCAAAUGGGAAUAUACAACAAAGGACAGUGUUGCCAAAAUUAGUCAGUUGAACUGUAAUUUAUUUUUUCUUUUAAAUGGGGAUUUUGGAAAUUGUGCAAACUGAGCUUUCAGAAGUGUGGCAUUUCUAGGUAUAGAGGUUUAAUUUAUAUCCACCAGCUAUGAACUGAUUUGUAGCACCUCUUUGUUGGAUUUAUUUUCUAGAAACUUUAAAAUGGCCAAGAAAGGGGGAACAACACUUUAAGUUUUUAUCUCAGGGCUGUGUAGAAUGCUGCUUUGAGGGAGCAUUUAUACAAUCUGGUCUAUAAGAACACAAAGUCCCACAUGGUUUAAUACAUGCAUCUUGUAGCAUAAGAAGCAAAUGGCCUUGCCACAAUGAAGUAAUGGACAUUGUUGUGUUUGCUUCUGAAAUUUUAAUCACAACACUAUGAUCCUGUCAGAUAAAUAGCAUGUUAAUGGAUGAGGAUUAAAAUGCAUUUACUAAUGCAUAUCUGAGGCCUGUUUCAUUUUCCAGCAUUGCUUUCAAAAUCAAGAUGAUAAUUUAUUAACAUUUUAAGAGACUAUGGUAAGAAAAUCAGGUCAUAAUGGAGAAGUAGAUGUUGCAGACUGUUAUGAGGUAGCAGAGGGAAACAAUGUUUACAUGAUAGACUUGGUAUGUGCCUAUAAAUCUCUUGACAUUCCUUAAGAAAAGAAAUUAGGAAAAGAGAGUACACUAAAAUGGACUGAUGGCAAGUUUAAAGGAAUUUAUGUGGUUUGCCUGAGAGGAUACCGUUGUCGGCAGUAAUUGACAUGUGUAUGUUUUUGUUAUUGUAUAAGCUAUUCUCUGGAAGAGUUCCUUUUGAACAUGUACUGUCCUUGAAGGAAAAAACUUUGGUGCUUUGCCUUUUAUUAUUUAUAAAGUAUUUUUAUUGCUUGAAACGUAACACUCAUGGAACAAAACAGUGUUGUUUAAUUGUUUUAAGUGAAGACUGGUAGCCACGUAAGUUAAGUUUGCAGGUUAGAGUCUUGAAUCUUGAAUUGCUUUUCCUAUCAUAUCUGAAAUUAAUAAUUUUUUGCAGUGACUAGAUUGACUUGGAUUUAUAUCAUAGGAAGGACACUACAUUUUCUUACAUGUGAGCAAAUAUUGAUGCAAUUUUAACAUAUAUAUGAGAUGGUCAAGGCUAUGGCCGAAUGUGACUUUUGAAUACAUUUUUGAAGCAAAUGUUUUAACCACUGAGACAAGGCAGUUGUUAAUGUUACAUACUCCGAUUAAUAUGUAAUGAUUGUACAACCCAAUCUCAUGGAAAGUCAUACAGAAUUUAUUUAUUUACAGAAGCAAGUAAUUGUCGCAUAUUAGAAUGGAACGAUGUCUAGCGACAUCAUUGGCUGUAGUGAAAGUUGUUGGAAUUAGACAUACAAGUUAGCCAAAUGUACAAAUGUCGUACGAAUCCUGACGAUUUCGCCUUGAAAGUGUGUUGGAUUGUAUGGACUUGCUAAUAUCAGACCAGAGUUUAAAUUCUUAAAGGUUGUUCCCUUUUUAAAAAUAAUGUUACAAAUACAUUACCCCCCCCACACACACACACACAUAUUAGAACACGUCUGAACACGUUGAGACAUGGGAAGUAUAAUUUGACUGACAUGGGUGUAAAAGCAUUGCUAAAGUUAAACAAUAACAAUAGCAUUGCUAUAGUGUAUCAAGUAGUAUAUCAGUAGAGAGUGACUUAAUGUGUAAUGCACAAGAAAUAUAUCUCCAAGUACUUUGAGACUCUACUCUAGCAGGAGGUAGUCCUGCUUGUUCUCAACCAGUCUCAUAUUGUGGGGAUGCGAAAGGGGUCAAACCACGGGCUGUCAGGGAGUUCAGCAAAGCUGUAAUGCUCAUGUUGAUCCCUCAUCCCCUCACUAGAGACUGGCACAGUGCCCACCAAGCCUGCUGCACACUGCUCAGGGGCUAGGGGCCCUUUGGACACCCAUAGUGCUUUACAGAUGCAGAAGUAUCCUGCCAACAACAGCAGGCAUUUCAUAAUGUACUUUAUACUUUUUUAUUGUUCUGUGAAUUGACAGCAGUGUGAAUUAAUUUAGCCUUAAGUUUAAUAUAAUGUGCCUUUGGUUAUCAAUGCCAUUCAUUUCAUUUCAAACAAUGAAACUCCCUUCCACUUACUUUAAAAAAUGAAUGGUGAUUCUCUUACACAUGUUUGAGCAUCGCCCAAAGAUACUCCCAAAACCUCAUGAAAUGGGACUUGGAAGCAAGUGGCAGCAAAGAUGAGUGGUUUUACAUGCAGUUAUGGCCCUUUUUUUUGUUUUUUUCCCCCAAUGAUUUUAGAGGAGAUUUGACCUUUUUCCAGAAGGGAUGUCUUAGUAAGAGACAACAAUCACAUCAGAUCUAUACAGAUUUUUCUCAAGUAGAACAAGUGUCUUCACCACUGCAUUCAUGUUGUCUUAACAUCACAAGUAUUAAAGGAAAUCCAUUUGGUUAAUUUUAUUACUACAGAAAUAACACAUUUUAAAAUUUUACCUCAGACUGUUGUAAUAUUCUUGUACUUUAUGAAUCCAGGGCAUUUGGUACUUACCAAAGUGCAUUCCUUUCUGUGUUAGUGGCUAUGAGGGAAAAAAGCCAGAUUUUCUCUUUUUACAUUAUACAAUCUUCUGUGUAGAGGCAAGUACUGGGUAAGGAGGUUUGCGCUCUAUUCUGCAGUCACACAACCUGUUUAAAUGUCUGACAGAUGUAGCAUACUUCCAAACCUCUGUUGCUUGGUCAGAUGUAUCGCAGUGAAAACCCAGAAAACCAACAGCAAAUCAGUUGUCAUCCCAGUGUGCAAUACAGUGGUAGUAUUGUUUAAGUUGAUCGAAGUACUUGACUGAGAGUGAGAUUUUUAAAGGAUGUGCUUUUCACAACUUCUAAAUGUAUGCCCUAACUCUUGAAUCUAUCUACCCACUGUCAACUUCGGUCAGUCCUUUUUUAAACAAAUCUUUAACAAAGAAAUAAAGUUAACAUUUGUUUGUAUUCAGCCACAAAUGUAAUGUACAUAUGUGAAUUUGUUGAGAAUUGGAUGUGGUUGUGUACAUAUGUAUAAUGUUAUAAUUUUGUGAUAUGCUGCUGAAAACACUACAAAUAUUGCUGUAGUGGGGGGUUAAUAUUGGCGGCCAGUUUUAUGAUACUGUAUUGUACAGCUGAUUUGAAGAAAAGUUGUUGUUUUUUCUAGUGAUCAUUUGUUAAAUUUUUAUUGUUGUGG